AUGCGACCGCCCAAGCAAGCUUCCACGUUCAUGAUGCUCCCCAAGCUGCUUAUGGCCGCACGCAGCGGCGACAUUAAGCUUUUGGGCGACCACCUAAACGGGGAAGACGAUGCAGCAGCAGCACUGGCAGGUCCGGUCGUGGUGGACGUGCUUGAGGGAAGCCUCCCUAUCCGGCGGGAUCCUACAUUGCCGGCGCUGCCGGCAGCUGUGGCGGCGGCCCUCUCCGGAGUCACAUCUCGGGGUGACUCCGUCCUCCACGUGGUUGCAGCAUCUGGGGACGGCCAGGAGUUUCUGCAGUGCGCGGAGCUCAUAUGCAACAAGGCCAGUAACCUUGUCCGCGACAGCUGCAACAGGAACGACGACACACCCUUGCAUUGCGCUGCAAGGGCGGGGAAUGUGUCAAUGGUCUCGCACCUCAUUUCUUUGGUUCGACGAGACCAUGGCGCGGUCGCUGCCAAAGCAUUGCUGAGGAAGCAGAACAAGAAUGGGGAGACCGUCUUGCACGAGGCAGUCCGAUUGGCCACGGGUGGUGACAUUGUCAAGCUCCUCAUGUCGGCGGAUCCAGAGCUGGCUGGAGUUCCGGAGACUGGAACCUCACCGCUGUACCUAGCCAUCUCGUUAGGCCGUGACGGCACGGCGCAGUUGCUUCAUGACACAGAUGGUGGCCUUUCAUACUCUGGCCCAGACGGACAGAGCGCUUUGCAUGCUGCAGUUCUCAAAGGCAAAGGGAUGACAAAGAUGUUGUUAGAAUGGAACAAGGAUCUAGCAAAGCAAGCGGAUGGAUUUGGGGACACGCCUCUUCACGUUGCUGCUUCGGUGGAACGUUCAGGAAUGGACACCGUACUUGGGUCUUCGUUUUGGUUUUUCUUCUCCUCGAAUAUGUGCGGUAUGACCGAACUUCUCGUGGGUGCCAACAUAUCUUGUGUAUACCAGCCGGAUCAAGACGGCUCCUUCCCUAUUCAUGUGGCUGCCUCAAUGGGUAGGCUUAAUGUCAUCAAAAUUCUGUUGGACAAGUGCCCUGAUUGUGCUGCAUUGCUCGAUGGCAAGGCAAGGACAUUCCUCCAUGUUGCUGUGGUGAAGAAGAGGCAAAACAUAGUUGCUUUUGCCUGCAAAGAUCCCGGGCUUGCAUCGAUUCUUAACAUGCGGGAUGAUGAUUUGAACACAGCGCUACACCUAGCAGUGUAUUCAGGGGAUCUGCAUAGCUUUGGCUAUCUGAUAUGCAACACAAAGGUACUCUUGGAUCUGGCCAACAGUAAGGGGCAUACCCCUCUGGAUGUUUCAGAAUGUGUGGUCAAUCAUACUGGGAUUCAUUACGGAUCGAAUGCGCAGAGCUGGAUACGUCGGCUGCUGGCAUCGACGACCAAGGGAGGAUGUAAUAGCGGUAGGCAAGACCGCUUCCAUGAAGCUCACGUCCCCAUACUAGAUUACGUCGAGGAGUCGAGGAAGAUGACGGACUCCACCCAGUAUCUGGGCAUCAGCUCGGUGCUCAUCGUAACAAUCACAUUCGCGGCGGCAUUUGCACCACCCGGUGGUUACAGGCAAGACGACCACCCCAACGCUGGUACAGCGACGCUCGCGGGGAGCUACGCCUUCGACGCAUUCGUCAUCUCCAACACCAUGGCUUUCAUCUGCUCCAGCCUAGCAACCUUUGGCCUCAUGUACUCCGGCAUGACCGCGAUCGACUUGGGCAUCCGCGCCUGGUACUUCACUGGGUCUCUCAUACUGCUGCGGAGCUCGGUCAGGAGCCUGGGCGCUGCUUUUGCCUUGGGGAUAUACCUGGCUAUUGCUCCGGUUGCUCGCAUCACCGCCGUUAUGGUUUGUGUUAUCACCUCAGCCCUGGUACUCUUCGGCAACAGGUACAUUGCUCACACGGUGACGCAGACGGUAUCACUGCAUCUCAGACUGGGAAUCCGCCGGGCGUGCAUGGGAUUAGCUGUUACGGUCCUGGUCAACAUACUGUUCGAAUAUUGGUCCUACAUAAUAAUCUUUGGAUUGCCUGCAUGUAUCAAGUAUCACAACGGAAACUGA
This is a messenger RNA of Lolium rigidum, 2028 nucleotides long. Its product is annotated as protein ACCELERATED CELL DEATH 6-like. Gene Ontology annotation, molecular function: protein phosphatase regulator activity; protein phosphatase 1 binding. The coding region runs from base 1 to 2028 and encodes 675 amino acids. The record is from RefSeq and is a predicted model, not a curated record. The transcript has 3 exons. Gene Ontology annotation, cellular component: plasma membrane. Lineage: Eukaryota; Viridiplantae; Streptophyta; Magnoliopsida; Poales; Poaceae.